Messenger RNA from Humulus lupulus (European hop), 1399 nucleotides. RefSeq lists its product as uncharacterized. The transcript is spliced from 13 exons. The coding region runs from base 1 to 1302 and encodes 433 amino acids. The record is from RefSeq and is a predicted model, not a curated record. Lineage: Eukaryota; Viridiplantae; Streptophyta; Magnoliopsida; Rosales; Cannabaceae.
AUGACUUCCAGAGUUCUAUCUCUGCCUCACGACUUCACGCCGACUAUCACAAGCUUUCAGAGUUCUAUCUCUGCCUCACGCCGACUAUCACAAGCUUUCAGAGUUCUAUCUCUGCCUCACGCCGACUAUCUCAGGUGGCGGCGGCGUGGGCUCUCGGUGAGGAAGCUUGGGAUGUUGGCAAAUGGAUCUCGCAUAGCUAGAGAGCUUGAUUUGGAGGAAUGGACUUCCAGGACUGAAACUGCUGAUGUGCUGCAUGAGCCAUCCUGUGCAUAUUUUGUAGAUGCAUUCAUACUGAUAUUGAUUGGCAUUGUGGCUGUUAAGUUGUCAGUUGCAAUUUGGACAAGAAGUCAUCAACAGGAUGAUGUCAAAAACUACAAGGCUAAAGUACCUAAAACGAAUGCAGACAUACAUGAUAUAAAUUCUGAUCUUGUCCUUGAAGACUUGAAAGAUGCUAGCACUGAUUUUGAAUUUUCAUUUCUGGCUAAAAUAGCCAUUGCACUGGGCAUAGCUGCAAUCGUCACAAUCGUCUCUAUUGGGGUGGAGCGGCCUGCUAUUGGUUCAUCUCUUGGAUUUCAGUUUCUUUCAGAUAGUUCAUCUCCUUCAGUAAUGGCCAUAGCACCUGUUGGCUUCACCUUUAAAGCUUUUGGUUACAGAAUAGCUCUGCCAGAAUAUGCUCCAGGGUGGAUUUACUUUUUGCUGCUUAUGGCUACUGCUUGUGGUCUUUUCAUCAGUGAAGAAGCUUUAAAUAUCUGGGUUGGCAUAUCUAUAGCAAGGAUGCUAACCUUGGAUGGGUCAUGGAAGUCUCUUGCUGAGUCCUUUUCUAGGAAUGCUGGAUACAUAACAUUGAUGAUUUUUUGGGUGUACUGGGGAGUGUGCAUUAGUGACUUGAUACCAUUUUAUUUUGGAAAGCUUUUCAAGCAGUCUGGGGCAUUUGAUGAUGUUUGUUCAAAGUUAGGGAUUGGAAAAGAGAAAGCUUUGAGCAUAACUCGUGUUGUUAAAAAAUAUGGAAAUCUCAUUGGUUUUGUUGAACGAUUUUCCGUUGGAGUAAGAAAUCCAACAGCAUUUUUGGCCGGGGCAUCAGGAAUAUCUGCUGAGUGUUUCUUUGUUGGAGUUUGUGGUGGUGGUUUGGUCACUCUUCCAAUUCAGUUCAAACAGCUGGGGAUAGGAUGCUUGAUGAGAGAGCGCCCAUUGUUUUCCCUUGCUACUUCCGCAACGGUUGUGGGAAUUUGGACUAUAUUUCCUUAUACGGUGGCUGCUUCAACAACAUUAUUCCUUUACCUGCAAUGCCGGUACUCUAGCUAGACAAAACCUUAUACAAAUUUUUGGACUUCCUUUAAUAUAGACAAAAGAUAUCAUGAUAUAGAAUACAAAGAAAAUCAACCAUGGUUUAUAUCUUUGG